AUGUCGGGUCUGUUUGCAAUGAUCAACCAGUGCAGCGGCGAACGGAAAUUAUAUAUCAACUUGGAACGUCCGAUAGUAUCGUACAGCAAUCCUAAACUUGUACGUAACAUUGUACUGAAAUCAAGACGCUUGUCCCGCAACGACCCGCUGCAUUACGUGACCUUGAACCUGACUUUACUAGAUACAUUUGAUAACAAAGUGAAAUUUAACUUCUACAUUUACGAGUUGCUAUCCAACGUGUACAAGAGGAGUUUCGUGGAGUGGCACGUCGCUGGCUGCGACUUCAUCCUCAAGGACUCAUUCCUGGCCCCCUCUGUAAGAGCCACUUUCGAGAAAUCUGGAAACAAGCUAACCUGCCCCGCGCCGGCUGGAAACUACAGUUUACCAAACAUGUCCAUAUUAAUAACAUCUAUCCCGAAAAAUUUCCCGUUCCAAACCGGUCGUUUAUACGCAAACGUGACAAGACUUGAUGAGAUGGUGAUCAAGUGUCACAUUGACUUUCAAAUAAAGUCUUACAACGCUGAAAAACAAACCAAUCAAACGAAGCAGCGAUUGAGAAAAUCAAUAGAAAAUUACAAAUAA
Molecule: messenger RNA, 582 nt
Organism: Pararge aegeria (speckled wood butterfly)
Lineage: Eukaryota; Metazoa; Arthropoda; Insecta; Lepidoptera; Nymphalidae
Exons: 4
Coding region: 1-582 (193 amino acids)
Source: RefSeq, a predicted model, not a curated record